Messenger RNA from Osmerus eperlanus (European smelt), 1991 nucleotides. RefSeq names its product transmembrane p24 trafficking protein 10 (gene tmed10). Gene Ontology annotation, cellular component: endoplasmic reticulum; Golgi apparatus; COPII-coated ER to Golgi transport vesicle. The coding region runs from base 72 to 692 and encodes 206 amino acids. The transcript is spliced from 5 exons. NCBI's taxonomy places the organism in Eukaryota, Metazoa, Chordata, Actinopteri, Osmeriformes, Osmeridae. Gene Ontology annotation, biological process: endoplasmic reticulum to Golgi vesicle-mediated transport; intracellular protein transport; Golgi organization. The record is from RefSeq and is a predicted model, not a curated record.
GCCCGUCAGUUUGAUUUGCGGUAGCUAGUGUUUAUUUCGGCUAGCUUGCUGCUUGCUAGUAGCUAACAGCCAUGGCUCGGUUCGUUUUCUUACUGCUUUUACCGGUUCUCAUUGAAUCGGUAUUUUCAAUUUCAUUCUUUAUACCAGUUAACUCCAGGAAGUGUUUACGAGAAGAGAUCCACAAAGACGUUCUCGUCACAGGGGAAUACGACAUUUCCGAACAAGCGAACACCAAAACAAACCUAAAGAUUACAGAUUCCUCGACUCACACACUGUACUCCAAGGAAGAUGCCGCGAAAGGAAAGUUUGCCUUUACUACGGAGGAUUAUGACAUGUUUGAGGUGUGCUUUGAGAGCAAGUCUCCAAUGGGAACUGGGAGGGUCCCAGACCAACUGGUCAACCUGGACAUGAAGCAUGGGGUGGAGGCCAAGAACUAUGAAGAGAUUGCUAAAGUGGAAAAGCUGAAGCCUCUGGAAGUGGAGCUCAGGAGACUGGAGGACCUGUCAGAGUCCAUUGUGAAUGAUUUUGCCUACAUGAAGAAGAGGGAGGAGGAGAUGAGGGACACCAAUGAGUCUACAAACACCCGUGUUUUGUACUUCAGCAUUUUCUCAAUGUGCUGUCUGAUUGGCCUGGCCACCUGGCAGGUGUUCUACCUCCGUCGCUUCUUCAAAGCAAAGAAACUCAUUGAGUAGAGUGGCCCCCACCCCCAGAAUUGCCCCAGGGGAAGCAGCCAGCCAUCGUCGCAUCCCCCCCCCAUCCACCCACCUCAGACUACCUUCAGCAACCAGUUAUUGAAGGGCGCAACGCUAGUUUUAAAUGGUGUGAAAGGGCACAAUGGGUAUCAGUCCUCUGCAAGUGGAACACCUAUGUGGAGAUUUAGUUUUUUGGGAUGGAGUGUAGCUGAUAGAAUCAGACAGGGGUAUAUGUACAGUAUAGAUUCAAAUCUUAAAGGAUAAGUGAAAUCUAACUUCUGUUUCUAAGUGUUCUAUCUGCAACGUUUGGAAUAUUGCAUCCUAUAGAAUAAUUAUUUAAUUUUUUGCUUGAAUCUGUCAUUUAUUGUGUACAGUUAGAUUUUUUUUGCUCAGUUUAUCUGGUUUGAAUGGAUGUACCAGGAGUAAAUGUUGCCCUUCAAUUGUUCUCUUUGACAUGCCAUACAAACUAGAUCACUGGUGCCCAUUUGUGCAAAGUGAAGGCUUCUAUAGACAUCGUAAAGAUUUGGUUUCUCUGAAGAGGAAACUUUGGCAACCACUGAACUUUGUGUUUUGUCAGUUAAUUUACAUUCACUUUUGGUAGCUAAAUUCAACAGCGUCUUUGUUUUAAUAUUGUGCUUUACAGUUGCUAUUACAACUGUUUCAGGUGGUGUGAGUUAUCAGGAAAAUGAUAUCCUCUUAGUUUUAACAGGUCACGUUUAUCAAAACGCUUGCAUGUUAAGUUACUUUUUCAAAAGAAGUGUCACAUGUACACCCUUUUCAUUACCAACCAAUGACUUCAGAAACCAGCCUUCAUGUUUCUUCAAUUAGAUCACAUUGGGGGCAUAGAGUAAUUCUCAACAGAGGGUUGUUAAUGGAGGCCAUUUAGCCAUUUGACAUGUCAGCUUUGAAAUGGUGAAGGGUAUGUAGUAAAAAGAAUACAGUGACAAGCCCCAGGGUUGAUGUGCUUAAUUUGCGUAGUUGCUUACAUCAUGUAAAGUGAAAGACUGUUUGUCAGGGGAUGGUAAUCUAUUCCAAAUGAUUGAACAUAAAAUAUCUAUCCAGAAAUCUUUUUAUUUGUAUUAUUAUAAUUCAGGGGUUUGGUUUACCUAAGGAUAUGUGGAGGUUAGAAUGUAGUUCUCCUUGGUCACUUUUACUACUGCAUCUGUGGAUUGUGGCGAUUUUUUAACGGUGCAUUUUACGAUGUGUACGGUCAAUGAUUUCUAUGUUGAUUGCUAUACAUUUUAUAAAGGUUUAUGUUGGGCUUUUAUUCAAUAAAGUAUUGGAUGGAUUUACAAAACA